AUGGACGAUGCCGCAGGGCCGUUUCUGCGCCACCAGAGCUAUGACCCCGUGACGGAGCUGUACUCGGUGUCCUGCUUGGUAGUCAGCGACAGCACCAUUCACAAGGCUCGCCCCACCCUGGAUUACACCUUCCAAGGGAAGACCACCACCGUUAAAGGGGACCUCCUAGAAACUGUAGACUCCUGGCAGUUCUGGCGUUUCGACAUCUCCGUCACAUGUCGCGAUGCCGAGGCAUUGGUGGAGUACAAGCUCUCCUUCAAGAGAUGGCCAAUCGGUUUUUGGCGUGGCCCCACGCAGACGUGGAGUUUCUGUGUCCCUGGGAAGGACCAAGACUGGCACUGGGGUUUCUACUCAUGCAACGGCUUUCACUGGGAGGACAGGCCCGAAUACGAGGAGUAUGGAGGGAUCGCUCCCCUCUGGUCGGACGUGCUGAAACGCCACAGUGACAGGCCCUUGCAUGUCAUGGUUGGCGGCGGGGACCAGCUGUACAAUGACUUGGUGUGGGAUGAGGAAGUGAACAAAGCCUGGCUCGAAAGGGGCUGGGAUGAAAAAUGCUCGGCCCCCAUCACAGAGGAACAGGAAUUGGCGACGUGCCAGUACUACUUCAACCACUACAAGAGGCACUGGAGCUCGGAGUAUUUCAGGGAUGCGCUGGCAUCGAUACCACAGAUGAUGAUGUGGGAUGACCAUGACAUCUUUGAUGGCUGGGGAUCUUACCCUGACAAGCUCCAGAACAGCCCUGUGUUCCAAGGCGUCUACAGUGCUGCUCGCCGUUUCUACCUGCUGUUCCAGCACCACACGACAGUGGAAAGGGCAAGGGAGCAGAAUGGCCUGUUUGGCAAAGAUGGUUACUGCUUUAUGAACUACUUGGGCAAAAAGGUCGCCCUUGUGGGGCUCGAUCUGCGGUCGGAAAGAACAAAAAGGGUUGUGAUGGAGCCUGAGACUUGGGCGAUGGUGAAACAGCGCAUGGAGGGCAUUCAGGAUAGUGUGCAGCAUGUGGUUGUCCUGUCAACAGUGCCAGUCCUGUAUCCUGUCGUUCCUCUCUCUGAAGGAACAUUGACAAGGAUAUCUGGCAUGGCCAAGAGUGAGGUGUUAACCAAAAUGAUGCAAAUGACCGGCCUCUUCGCAAAAGUGAUGAAUGAAUUCGAUACCCCGGAUCUUUUGGACGACUUGCUGGACCAUUGGACGGCCGACACACACAAACUGGAAAGGAAGCAGUUUGUGGCAACCCUGCAGACACUGAGCUACUCCAAGAAACUUCGGGUGACUUUCCUUUGCGGUGAUGUCCACUGCUGCGGAAUCGGGCGCUUCUACUCGUACCCGAAGCUCAGGAGCUUCGUGAGAGACCAUCGAUACAUGCCCCAAGUCAUCUCCUCGGCCAUUGGAAAUCACCCGCCACCAAACGCGCUCAUGACCCUUCUGGGUUUCUCAUCACGCUCCAAAAUGGUGAACCACCACACGCGGACGAAGAUGGUGAAGAAAUUCCCAGGGAAGAAAAAGCUCUGGCCCCACAGGAAUUGGGCUGAGGUGUUUCUGCGGUGUGAGAAGGAGGAUGUCGAGGAUGAGAAGAAAAAGGGACUGGUGUUCCAGCUUCGGUGCGAGCACCCCGACACAAAGGGCAAGGUUGAAGGGGCCAAAGAUCCCAUGACGUUUGAGGAAUUCGUGCCCAGAUAUGAUCCCACAAAGCGGAAGCUUGUGGACAAGGCCAAGGGCCGAUUUCCUUGGCUGAAGGGGAUAUUCUCCUCUCGAACCCCAAGCGAUGAACCAUCCCUACCCCACACGGACACUAUGAACAUGGCUAUGUGA
Ostreobium quekettii is the source of this 1806-nucleotide messenger RNA. The record is from the annotation of a GenBank genome assembly. Lineage: Eukaryota; Viridiplantae; Chlorophyta; Ulvophyceae; Bryopsidales; Ostreobiaceae.